This is a messenger RNA of Coturnix japonica (Japanese quail), 1963 nucleotides long. It is a transcript of the gene ALPL, whose product is annotated as alkaline phosphatase, biomineralization associated. Gene Ontology annotation, cellular component: plasma membrane. The record is from RefSeq and is a predicted model, not a curated record. Gene Ontology annotation, molecular function: alkaline phosphatase activity. Gene Ontology annotation, biological process: dephosphorylation. NCBI's taxonomy places the organism in Eukaryota, Metazoa, Chordata, Aves, Galliformes, Phasianidae.
CUCCCCCCCCGUGCCGGCAGCGGGUGGAGGAAGGGGAGGAGGAGGAGGCGAGGGCCGGAGCCGGGCCGGGGGGAUUUAAGGCCGCUGCCCCCCCCCGCCUCCUCCGCUCCGCGCCCGGAGGGACCCGCGACUGCGCCCAACUUUGUGCGGGACCGUCCCCGUGUGGCUUCCUCCUGUCCAUUCCCCAAGAGGAGCACUGAAGGGGCACAAUGAAGGCUUUCCUCCUCACCCUCCUGGCCCAACUCUGUUCGGCAUCACUGGUCCCUGAGAGGGAGAAGGACCCCGAGUACUGGAGGCGGCAGGCACAGGAGACGCUGCAGGACGCACUGAGGCUGCAGCACCUCAACCAGAACGUGGCCAAGAACCUCAUCCUCUUCCUGGGCGACGGUAUGGGUGUCUCCACCGUGACGGCUGCGCGCAUCCUCAAGGGCCAGUUGCAGCACCGCAAGGGAGAGGAGAGCCUGCUGGAGAUGGACAAGUUCCCAUAUGUCGCCCUGGCCAAGACCUACAACACCAAUGCACAGGUGCCUGACAGCGCAGGCACAGCCACUGCCUACCUCUGCGGUGUCAAAGCCAACGAGGGGACCGUGGGCGUCAGCGCAGGUGUCACCCGUGACCGCUGCAACACCACCAAGGGCCAGGAGGUGACCUCCAUCCUCCGCUGGGCUAAGGAUGAAGGCAAAGCAGUGGGCAUUGUCACCACCACGCGGGUGACCCACGCGACGCCCAGCGCUGCCUACGCGCACUCAGCCAACCGUGACUGGUACUCGGAUGGAGAGAUGCCCCUGGAUGCACUGGAGGGUGGCUGCAAAGACAUCGCCCGGCAGCUGGUGGAGAACAUCCCUGACAUCGAGGUGAUCCUGGGGGGUGGGCGCAAGUACAUGUUCCCCAAGAACACCAGCGACGUGGAGUACCCGCAGGAGGAGCGGCACCGCGGCACCCGUCUGGAUGGCAAGGACCUGGUGCAGGCGUGGCACGACGCUAAGCCUGCGGGGAAGGUCGCCAAGUACGUGUGGCACCGGAGGGAGCUGCUGUCGCUGAACCUCAGCCGCGUUGACUUCCUCCUGGGUCUCUUCGAGCCGGGGGAUAUGGUGUAUGAGCUGGACAGGAACAACGAGACUGACCCGUCUCUCAGCGAGAUGGUGGCCGUGGCCAUAAGGAUGCUGCAGAAAAACCCGCGGGGCUUCUUCCUGCUGGUGGAAGGUGGCCGCAUCGACCACGGGCACCACGAGGGGAAGGCCAAGCAGGCACUGCACGAGGCGGUGGAGCUGGACCGCGCCGUGGGGCUGGCCGGGCGCCUCACCUCCCCCCGCGACACGCUCAGCGUCGUCACCGCCGACCACUCACACGUCUUCACCUUCGGCGGUUACACACCGCGAGGGAACCCCAUUUUCGGGCUGGCCCCGAUGCAGAGCGACGUGGACCGCAAACCCUUCACCUCCAUCCUGUACGGCAACGGCCCCGGCUACAAGAUCGUGGGGGGCGAACGCGAGAACGUCUCCGCUGUGGAUUUCGCUCACGCCAACUACCAGGCGCAGGCGGCCGUCCCGCUGCGGCAGGAGACGCACGGUGGGGAGGACGUGGCGGUGCUCGCCCGCGGUCCCAUGGCGCAUCUCCUGCACGGCGUGCACGAGCAGAACUACAUCCCCCACGCCAUGGCCUAUGCCGCCUGCAUCGGCCCCAACCGUGCGCACUGCAGCUCCGCCGCCCGCCCCUCCGCCACCGCUGCGCUCUUGCCCAUCCUCCUCCUCCUCUUCCUCCUCCUCUGCUAAAGCAAAGCUGUUUUGGGGAGGGGGAAACGGGGGGAGGGGGUGGGGGGUGGAGAGGAGAGGUUUUCUUUUUGUGGGGGAAAAGAGUGAAAAGAAAGACUUCGGCGCAGCAAAGCAAAGCAGCGCUGGUGGUUUCGGUGCCGCCACGGCGCGCUGGGCUGUGCCCCUGUAAAUACAGCCUUCCUCCCCUGUCA